UCCUUGAGGCUGGGGUGGCGGGUGAGCCCUGUGGCCAGGGCCCCAGCUUCUCUGUGGAGGCUCCAGGGCCACAAGAGGAGUUUCCACGUGGGCCCUCGCUCCCCUCCACGGGCCGGCCUGCGGGUCACCCCCUUUCCGGGUGUCUCGUCUCCCCCGGGAGCGAGGAAACGCGGGGCCGGGGGCAGUAGCUCGGCCGCUUCACGUCCCGCGGAAUCCGGACCCUGGUUGCCCCCCCCGUGUCCCCCGCGGCCGGGUUAUAAAACAGCCGAGGAGGGCCCGCCCCCGCCCUGCGCGCCCGGCUGUCGCGGUGCUGGGCCAGGUCGGGCAGCGGAGGCCGCGGCGGGAAGCAGGGAGGAGUGCCAGGGGGGCACAGCGGGAGAUGGGCUCUGGCUAACACCUUUUACACUUACAACCAGGCCCUGCUGUGUUAGCCAGCGGGGCAGACAGAAUGACCCCUGAGAACCAGUCAAAGGACAAGAAGCAUGUGAGGGUGUAUGAGCAUCAGCGAGAGGAAGAUGCAAAAUCAACUGGGAAGAGGAAACGAGACCAUGGAGAACUGGAGAAUGAGCCGCAAGCAAAAAGAUUGUUUCUGAGAAAAGCAGCCAAGCCCUCAGGGAAAAUUGGCUGGGCUGAAGGUGGUUCCAUGUUCGGAAACACAGGGGUGCUCUUCCAUCAGGUGGAGAGGCAGUGCAGCAUCAUCCACUACAUCUACCAGAACAUGCUGGGGGGCUCUAUUCGAGCACAGCUCAAGCAGUGUCUCCAGCUUCCCUUUGUGCGUUCUCUUACUUCAUACCGCCUCUUCCGAACAGCGAGUCCCUUUGACAGGAGAGUGACAUGUCUGGAGUGGCAUCCAACUCACCCCAGCACUGUGGCUGUGGGGUCCAAAGGUGGAGACAUCAUCCUGUGGGACUACGAAGUACUGAAUAAAACCUGUUUCAUAAAAGGGAAAGGGCCAGGAGACUCCCUUGGAGGCAUGAAGUUCAGCCCAUUUGAGGCAGUGAAGCUUUAUGUGGCAUCAGGGGAUGGCACCCUUAGUCUGCAGCAUCUGGAAGGCAAAGCGGCGCAGGUGAUCUCCCGCACCCCAGACUGUGGCCAUGAGUACCAUGAUGUUUGUUUCUGGUACUGCAGUGUUGAUGUGUCUGCGAGCUGCCGGACCGUGGUGACAGGCGAUAAUGUGGGUAAUGUGGUCCUGCUCAGCACCGGUGGUGAAGAGAUUUGGAAGCUGAAAUUACAUAAGAAGAAAGUGACUCAUGUGGAGUUUAACUCGCGCUGUGAUUGGCUCCUGGCUACAGCUUCUGUGGACCAGACAGUCAAAAUCUGGGACCUGAGAAACAUCAAAGACAAGUCAAGUUUCCUUCAUGUGCUGCCUCAUGACAAACCUGUCAAUGCUGCUUAUUUCAGCCCAACGGAUGGUGCUAAACUCCUGACCACAGACCAGCAUAGUGAGAUCCGAGUCUAUUCCUCUUCAGAUUGGACCAAACCACAGCAUCUGAUCCCACAUCCGCAUCGGCAGUUCCAGCACCUCACACCUAUCAAGGCGACAUGGCACCCUCGUUAUGACCUCAUUGUGGCUGGUCGCUACCCAGACCCUAAGUUCCCAGGAUACACAGUGGAUGAGCUGCGAACUGUUGAUAUAUUUGAUGGAAACACUGGGGAGAUGGUGUGCCAGCUCCACGACCCGAAUGCAUCUGGCAUUAUCUCGCUCAAUAAGUUUAACCCUAUGGGAGAUACACUGGCCUCUGGUAUGGGCUUUAACAUUCUGAUCUGGAGUCGGGAAGAGAUGGUGACCAAGAAACAGGAGCAUCUCUUGAAAGCUAUGACAGAGCAGGGAAUGGGAAGCAGAAGCUUGUCCAGGCAUGGGCUCCAGAAGCAGUCAAACCCAAGGGCAAGCAAACUCAAAACGAAGCUGCUUGCUCUGGAACUAGAGGGGACUAAAACAAAGGGCAAAGAUCCCAAAUCACAGGGCAGGAAGCGGAAGGAUCUGGAGGAUUGAGCAGACACCUCCAGGCUUUCUAGAUCAUGCUGGACAAAGCCAGCUCUGGCACAGUGGGCAACAUUUACCCUGAGGGGCACCCAGCCUUCUGCUUUGUCCUUCCUUGCUGGGUAGGAAGUUGCUGCUUGUACUCUCUGCUUUCCCCUCUAGAGGGUAGUGUCAUUGCUCAGCUCCUCCUCCUGGGUGACACAUUUUAUCAAGCACUAUGGGAGCCUGAAUGUCAGCAUGCCCUGUGCUGGCAUCCAGUUAAUGGAACCACAAAACGAAGCAUUAUGCUUAUGUGUGAUUCUUGUUCUUUAAUUAUCUGGGUCAGUGGCUAUGAGGUCAAUAGGGGAGCAGCCAGGGCUGAGCUGGGCCUCUGCUGAUGCUGUAGUUUAUAUCUUCAGAGCUUUAGUCUCUCUCCUGCAGUGCACCAGCCAGCCCUGUUUUCAGUCUUGUACCCCAAAAUGUGGGGAUAGGUGUUCCCAAAGUGGAACCUGAGGACUGCCUUCCCCACCCCCCUUCUCAUAUAGCUAUAUCUCAGGGCUGCUGUUAACCUACAAGUUUUUAUGUUUGAAAGUUAGCCUGUUUACAAUGCUGCCUGGGGCAUAGGUGGAGAAUCUGCCCUCGCUAGGGCUCAGGCCCUGCUGGGAAGCUUUGUUAAUUUCAUGGUGUUUAUAAUAUUCAAGUGUUAAUAAAGUUUUGUACAAAACAG
Messenger RNA from Chrysemys picta bellii (western painted turtle), 2687 nucleotides. It is a transcript of the gene DDB2, whose product is annotated as damage specific DNA binding protein 2. NCBI's taxonomy places the organism in Eukaryota, Metazoa, Chordata, Testudines, Emydidae. Gene Ontology annotation, molecular function: damaged DNA binding; protein binding. Gene Ontology annotation, biological process: response to UV; DNA repair. The record is from RefSeq and is a predicted model, not a curated record. Gene Ontology annotation, cellular component: Cul4-RING E3 ubiquitin ligase complex; nucleus.